Mesorhabditis spiculigera is the source of this 456-nucleotide messenger RNA. The record is from the annotation of a GenBank genome assembly. NCBI's taxonomy places the organism in Eukaryota, Metazoa, Nematoda, Chromadorea, Rhabditida, Rhabditidae.
AUGUUCUCCUUCGGCACCAAGUGCUACAGUGUCGAGGUGGACCUGAUGGACUACGCGACAGCACAGAAGACCUGCCAAGAAGUCGUCUUCAAGAACUCCACCGACCUUGCGUACAUCCAGACCCCCGAAGAGAUGGAAUACAUCGCACAAGAAAUCGACAAAACCGACGCCGCAAAGGGGCAAUCCAGAUUUUGGAUAGGAUUGAAUGCGAGGGAUUGUGUGAAUUGCACGGCUGGAGCUGGGUUGGAUCAAUUUGGCUGGGCCUCUGGACAAGAACUCGAUGAGGCGAUGAGCUUCUUCCGGGAAGGCUGGCCCCGGCCGGGUCCUGAAGAACUCUGCGUCGCCUACGUCCAGAAUGACAAAACUUGGGUGAACACGGUGUGCACAAACAAAUACAUGGCGAUCUGCUGGAAGGACGCGGCUACCGUAAUCCCCACCACGGCCAAACCGAAACCU